This is a messenger RNA of Eublepharis macularius, 4684 nucleotides long. It is a transcript of the gene HOXB3, whose product is annotated as homeobox B3. Gene Ontology annotation, molecular function: DNA-binding transcription factor activity, RNA polymerase II-specific; RNA polymerase II cis-regulatory region sequence-specific DNA binding. The transcript is spliced from 3 exons. Gene Ontology annotation, cellular component: nucleus. The record is from RefSeq and is a predicted model, not a curated record. Lineage: Eukaryota; Metazoa; Chordata; Lepidosauria; Squamata; Eublepharidae. Bases 136 to 1371 code for a protein of 411 amino acids. Gene Ontology annotation, biological process: regulation of transcription by RNA polymerase II.
GUUAAUAAGGUCAGCCUCCCAAAGACACCGGGGAAGGCCUCCUCGCCACGUGACCUUGGGGGUGCCAAUGUCCUUCCAGGAAGGGGCCACCAAGAGCCUGGUAGCCGCCAGCCAGAAGUCCGGGGAGUGCCAGCCAUGCAGAAGACCACCUAUUACGACACCUCCACGCUCUUCGGGGGCUACUCCUAUCAGGGAGCCAAUGGCUUCGGGUACGAGGCUCCCCAGCAACCUUUCCAGCCCGCUGCUCAUGUGGAGAGCGACUACCAGAGGCCGGCUUGCACCCUCCAGUCCCUCGGCAACGCCGCCCCCCUGGCCAAAACGAAAGACCUGAACGGGAGCUGCAUGCGCCCCAGCCUGCCCCCGGAGCACCACCCGCCCCCGCCCGUCUCGCCACCCUCGAAUCCCAUCACCAGCAGCAGCAGCAACAGCAGCAGCAGCAGCAACGGGGGAAACAGCAAUAACCAUAGCCAGCCUGGGGGGGUGAAAAGCGCCCCCAGCAAAGCCAGCCUGGCCUCUAGUAACGCGGCUCUCACCAAGCAGAUUUUCCCUUGGAUGAAAGAGUCGAGGCAAAACUCCAAGCAGAAAAACAGCUCCCCCAGUACAGAAAGCUGCAGCGGUGAGAAAAGCCCUCCGGGCUCCUCGGCUUCCAAGAGAGCCCGCACUGCUUAUACGAGCGCCCAGCUGGUCGAGUUGGAGAAGGAAUUCCAUUUCAACCGCUACCUUUGCAGACCCCGCCGGGUGGAAAUGGCCAACCUGUUGAAUCUCAGCGAGAGGCAGAUCAAGAUCUGGUUCCAGAACAGGAGAAUGAAAUACAAAAAGGAUCAGAAGUCAAAAGGCUUGGGGUCUUCUUCAGGGGGCCCUUCCCCCACUGGAAGCCCUCCCCAGCCCAUGCAAUCCUCUGCUGGGUUCAUGAACGCUCUGCACCCCAUCACUUCAAACUAUGAUGCCCCAUCUCCACCCUCCUUCAACAAACCCCACCAGAAUGCCUAUGCCAUGCCCACUGCCUACCAAAACCCCAUCAAAAGUUGCCCCACCCAACAGAAGUAUGCCAACACGGCACCUGAAUAUGAUCCACACGUCUUACAGGGUAACGGGGGAGGCGGCUACGGCCCCCCUAAUAUGCAAGGCAGUCCAGUGUACGUUGGUGGCAACUAUGUGGAUUCUAUGCCUGCUUCUGCCCCCUCACUGUAUGGGCUGAACCCCCUCCAGCACCACCAGCCUCCAAGCAUGGAAUACAAUGGUGCCCCUCAGAUGGGGUCCAAUCAGCACCACGGAACUUGUGAGUCUCAUCCAACGUACACAGACCUUUCCACCCACCAUGCUUCUACUCAGGGCAGAAUCCAAGAGGCGCCCAAACUAACCCAUCUGUGAUGAGGGAUGGGACAGACUGGGAGGGGGGAGUUAAUGGAGAACUGGAACUGAGGGCAGUUGUUGGUUGGGUGGUUGUGUAGGGGGAGUGUCAGUGGGCUCUUACUUCAAAAACAUUUGUGUUGAAACCUUUUUGGGGAAAGGGGUUUGAAAAUGGUUACCAUCUGAUCCAGUCAUCAGUGCUUCUUGCUACUCUGUAGAAAUUGAGGAUCUGUUUGAGGGUGGCUUUCUCCAGUGCUGCGGUUUCAGAAAUGGGAGUCUUAGGCCUCCUGGGAAGUCAUGAUUCUACCUGGAGGCUCUGCCACCAAUUCCAUUCUCAGGUCUGUGGGGGCAGCUUGUGAUUCUGCAGAGUGGGGAAGAAAAUGUUCUCAUGCCUGCUCCUGGUGUAAUGUACUUUCUGAGGUCCAAAACUGAGCUUUGGCUUCAAAAACAAUUAGAAUGGGUUCCAUGCUUGGGUCUGAGAGACCACUACCACCCCGGGUAAAAGAAGUCGUCAUUUAAAAUGAAUGGGUGGACUCAGUAGGGUUUGUUGGUCUCCAGACCUUCCAUUUGGUUCACUUUAAGAUCUUACUGCCUGACAGUGCUACCCUAAGCAGAGUUACACAUUUCUAAAUAAGUUAAAGCGAAUGGACUCCAAAAGGUUAAACUCUGCUUAAGACCAUUCUAAACAUGUCCCACCCCCUCCUGAUCAAAUUACAUAUACCCUCAGUACUAUUUAGGCAGUGAAAGAUGGAGGCAUAAUUCUGUAUUGCAGACUAUUUCAAAGUGAAGGUUAAGUCGUAUUUCUGAAUACUUCCUCUUUCGGUAGUCUCUGCAGGCAGUAAAACUAGUUUAUCUCCCCAAUCUGCUAAUUUUCUAUUUGCAGGGUGGCUGUUGUUGUUUUAAAUGGAUAGGAGAAUUCAGAAACCUCAAUCCCCCACCAUCAGUCCAAAGUGGCACAGCGCUCUGCCAGUUCAUUCUACCACCUUACACCUGUCCAUCUCCUAAUGUAUUACAUGGAUAUUUGCACCCCACCUUUCUCCCCAGUAGGAACCCAAACCAGUCACAUACUCCCCUCCACCGGUUUGGCUGAGAGUCACUGAUUGGCCCAGGGUCACCCGGCCAGCUUCCAUGGCAGAGUGGGGAUUUGAACCUGGGUCUUCCACAUCCCAGUCUUACACUCUAACCAUUACAUAUACUGGCUCUCAAUUUAACAUCCUGCUACAAUUCUUUUGUGGAUAUAGCCUGUAUAGCAAAGUUAAUGGUCAUGUGGGUAGUAAUGUUGGACAUUGUUAGUGGUAAUUAUUUUGCAUUUUAAAAACAUUGCCUUGAGCAUGUGCCCUGUAUAAACUAUACAGCAGCAGACUAGCUCUCAUUUACAUAAGAGCCUUUCAUUUUAACUAGAAUACCUAAUUGGUUGACUGAUAAAUCUAUUUAGAUGGCCUGAGAUUAUACUAUGCAGCCCCAGGUACAUUUUGCUGGCAAUGGAAUAUAUAGAAAAGGUUAAAGUUACUGGGCACAAUCCUACAGGAAAUUCUCCUGCCCACUUCCAAUUCAGUGGGGUUGCUUUGUGCAGGACUAGUAACUCUUUCUUCUAUAGAACACUACUAAGUCAAAUAUCCUUAACUGGAAUGGUCCCAUUUCCAUGUGGGCUACCAAAUAAAAUUAUUUAGAAUUGCAGGCUGUGGUUGCAAUCCUAAAAACACUUUCCUGAGAGUAGGCCUGUUGACUAAUAUGGUACUUACUUCUGAGUAGACCUGCUUAGGCUUUCUAUAUUGUUGGAGAAAAGCAAAUACACUGAUACCAGUCACAAUUAAGACUGGUGUGCCUUGGAACAACAAACGGGCCUUCUCAGUCCUUUGAAAAUACUCUUUUUGGAAUCUAUUAAGUCCUUAUUAAUUCUGGGAGCUGAAGAAUGGAUUCCAAGAUUGCAUUUCAUAUUUACCUUUCUCCUGAGGUUUCAACACAAUUUUUUUGAAUGUGUAAAAGGGUACUAAUUUUUUGUAAGGGGAUAAUCUGAGAGAAAUAGAUAAUUUAAUUUCUUUUUUGAAAGGAAAGAAAUCUUACAAUAUGCAGACAAAAUUGCGGAUCUGGUUACAUGGCCUGUUAAAGCUAUGUCCCCUCCAAACUAAUCUAAGUCACAAAUGUAUUAAUACAUAAAAGGAUAUCCAAGAGGUUGAGUGAAAACUGCCUUCAUGAAGUCUCCUAUCCCACCUUCUGACCACUACACACAAUCUGUGGAACUUUCCCUUCGAAACUGAUACUGCACCCUUCUUUCCUCCCCUCCCCCUAACCUUACAGUCAGAAACUUUGCAUCCUGGCCAAUACUUCCAGCUCCAUUUCUUCUCUCCUUCCCAGUAUCUACCAGAAGCUUUCAAGAACUGGGGGAGUGGAGGAAACUGGGCUGCCCCUUUGCAAAAGGAAAGUGAGACUUUUUAAAAACAAAAAAUAAGGAGCAAGAGUCCAAACACAGAAAGGGAGGAAGACACUUUGACACGUGCCCAUUCUGAGCUCUCCUUCUUCAUGAAGCAGCUGCCUCUCUUUCUUUAGGGUUCAUGAAGGGUGGAAAGUCUAAAGGCAUCUUGCGUCUCCUCUCCUCUAGAAAGUGAAUACAGGGUAUAUUUGAACAAAAACUGAUAUGUCGCCAAGUGAAAGCGGAAGUAAACUGUCCUUUGGGAGGGGAGGGCAGUGUGGGUGUUUACUGAUGCUUCUUAUUCGGACUGGCAUAUUUCUUGCACUUAGAGUUUACAUUUUAAUGGGUAGAUAUACCAACUUUUGAAGGGCACCCAUUGGAGACGUCUUUCAAUGGGGGUGUGUGCGUGUUUUGGUGAACAUUCAUAUAUAUAAAUAUAAAUAUAUAUAUUAUAUAUUUAUUUGUUAUAGCCAGUUUUAAACUAUUUUUUCUUUUGUUGAUUUUGUAUUAUUUAUCCCCAACAUUAUGUAUUUAUAAGGAAAAAUGUACUUUUUUUAGUAUUUACUUGUUAUAAAGGAACAUGGUGUUUUUUCCCUGUCCAUUGUACAACCUACCUUUCUCUCUCUCUCUCUCUCUCCCUCUCCUCUCUUUUUUAGUUAUUGUAAUUUAGGGAAAAAGCCAGUAGUUACCUUUGUACUUAAAAAGAAUGUGUUUAGUUCUAUUGGAGGCAUGAAAGCAGAGCCAGACUGUAAUUGUAUAGCCCUGAGUUAGAAGAACUAGCUAACCCCCUUCUUCCCUUUCUCCGCCACUUCUUCUGCCCUUCUUUUUUGAAACAUUUUUCUUUGUUAUUUACAGUAGAUAACUUUAUUUCUUUGCUUAAGGGUUGUCUGUUGAACAAUUCUUGAAUAAACUUUCUGUUCUUUA